Molecule: messenger RNA, 1544 nt
Organism: Guyanagaster necrorhizus
Lineage: Eukaryota; Fungi; Basidiomycota; Agaricomycetes; Agaricales; Physalacriaceae
Product: taurine catabolism dioxygenase
Exons: 13
Coding region: 150-1139 (329 amino acids)
Cellular component (GO): cytoplasm
Molecular function (GO): 2-oxoglutarate-dependent dioxygenase activity
Source: RefSeq, a predicted model, not a curated record
CAGCUCAGGGGCGCCUAGCUAUCUUUUGUACUUACUCAAGUCUGGUGAUAUCCCAAAAUAUGGCGUGCUGAUAACGACAUUUUGGGUGCUAUCGUCUACUUACUUUUCCAUAAAACAAGAGUUUGGUCUCCAGAGAAAUUGUCGCCAUCAUGGUCCAAGCCCCCGUUACUGAUAUCUUCGGCUCCCUAAGCGCUUUCCCCCACUACGACGAAACCACACACAUAGGGACACGUUUUCCCUCCAAAGCCACACAGCUUUCCUCAUUUCUGUCCAGCGAUGAGCUCCUCAAAGACCUGGCUACACUCGUCAGCCACCGAGGCGUCGUGUUCUUCCUUGAUCAAGACAUCACGAUUGAUCAGCAGAAGGAGCUCGCGAGGCGGAUGGGAAAGCUCUCUGGUAACCCUAGGACGUCAGAUUUGCACAUCCAUCCGAUCUCUGAAGAUGUCCCUGAGCUUGGGAAGGAUGUUAGUGUGAUUUCGAGCAAGGGGGGGAUUGCCCGCGCCGGACUAGAUCAAAGUACGAGGGCGAGCAAGGGAUGGCAUGCAGAUAUUACUUUUGAGAGGAUCCCUUCAGAUUACGCGUUGUUGAAGAUGCAUACGCUACCACCUGUUGGAGGUGAUACUCUAUGGGCAAGCGGUUACGAAUCCUACGAUAGGCUUUCGCCUGCAUACCAGCGAUUCCUCGAAGGCUUGCAUGCCUCGCACAGUGGUGCCCUCUUCAACGAAUACGCCCGCCGGCAUAACCUUCCUAUCCAAGACCCUCGCGGCGCGCCAGAGAAUGCUGGCUCCGACUUGACUGCUAUUCACCCUGUCAUCCGAACGAACCCGGUAACUGGAUUCAAGUCUUUAUUCGUGAAUCAAUCGUUCGCGAAGCGCAUUAUCGAAUUGACCUUGGACGAGUCUGAUGAUGUUUUGGCGUAUUUGUCAAGGCAUAUUUCGGAGAAUCAUGACCUUCAAGUCCGUUUUCGAUGGUCAAAAAAUGAUGUCGCGAUUUGGGACAACCGGUCCACUUUCCACACUGCAACUAACGACUAUGGAUCGAGUCUACGCCAAGGUAACCGUGUUGUAAGUUUGGGAGAGAGGCCAUUCUUGGAUCCAAAUUCCAAGGGCAGGAAGGAAGUCUUUGGUAUACCACUUUGAUCUGUACGAUAUCAUGAGUGGUUUUUAUACAUGUAACAUUUCUUUCGUGCGACGAUAAAUGGACUUUGAAUCUGAAGACGCACGGACUUGUCCGGACACCCGUUUCUCAACGUGAAAUGCGAGGAUUGUAUGUUCGCCUCGAGUUUUGCUCUUUUCAGCGUGGGAAGAAAGCAAUGGUGGCGGUCCGAGUAACAGCAAGAUACUACAAGCGGUUACGAUGAGGUGAGGAGCCCACAGCUGGCGGCAUUCAAGCGAGUUGGUUGUGAUGAUAUCACUCACAGGAGAACGUCGGCUGAGAUUGGACCGUCCGUACCGAGAAUCUUUCCUGCCUGAGCGUCAUGAGAACGAGCAGCGGAUUCUCCGGACCGUUCAAUAAUUGUAAGUAUUUCACCCAGAUGUUGAGAA